Messenger RNA from Cuscuta campestris, 1345 nucleotides. The record is from the annotation of a GenBank genome assembly. NCBI's taxonomy places the organism in Eukaryota, Viridiplantae, Streptophyta, Magnoliopsida, Solanales, Convolvulaceae.
CACAAAAUAGCUCUAGAAAGCUAUGGAAAAUGAUGAUAUUUGAAUGCAAUGAAAGUAUGAAUGUUGUGAAGUUGAAUUGAUGAGAAAAGCAAACCCAAACACCCCUUUUUAUAGUGCCAAAAUAGGCUCCAACGGACCAAUGCAUUAAAGGGGUGAUUAGCUUGAUUUAUGGGAUUGAAAAGAUUUGGGAUCUGCGGAAUAUUGGCUUCCCAGCGAUGUAUGGACCUUACCCAUCGCUGGUAGGCCAAUUUUCCUUCAGUUUUGAAGCCAACGAUCACCUACCCAUCGAUGGGUACAUGCUUCCCAUUGCUGGGUGGGAGGUUGACUUCCAAACAAGGAAAGAAUCAACCUUAAAUGACAUACAACGGUCAUGCCUUCCCAUCGAUGUGUAUUUGGGAGGUUAUGACAUGGAGGAAAAAGAUACAAGGGCAUAUGAUCUUGUUGCUCUUGUUAGCCUUGGAUUAUCUCCGGAGGAUAAAAGAAAGUUAUCAAUGAAUGGAAAGGCAAUCAAUAUCCUCCAUUGCUCCCUCGGUCCCGAUGAAUUUGCACGAGUGAGUACGUGCAAAACUGCCAAAGAAGUAUGGGAUUUAUUAGAAGCCACUCACGAAGGGGACAUCUCGACAAAGCAAACAAUGAUUGCCCUUGGGAACUCCAAAUACGAAUCCUUCAAGAAAGGACCAUGUGAGACAAUCCAAGAUAUGAACAAGAGGUUCAAUGAGAUUGUCAACAAAUUGAGUACGUUGGGUAAGACGUAUACUACUUCCGAGCUUAAUACGAAAAUUCUAUUUUCUUUACCUAAAGAAUGGCAUAGUAGUAUAGUAGAUUUAUUACCCAAAUGUGAUAAGGCCGAAACCGCUCACAUUUGGUCUUCUUUAUAUUCUCAUGAGCUUUUGUUGAGAAAGAUCAAAGAGGAAGAAAUGCGUGAAAAUCCCAAGCUUACCAACGCCUUCAAAGCUUCAAAAGACUCGUCUAGUGAAAAGUCAAGUGAAUCAAGUGAUGAUUCAAGUGACUCAAGCUCUACGGAAGAGUCGGAUGAUGAAGAAGACGAAGAGAAGGCAAUGAGAAAGAAGUAUACGGAUUUCUUCAAAUGGAAGAAGUAUGUGAAGAGGAAAGACACAUAUAAAAAGCCAAAGAAAGAGCGACAAAAAGCCAAGGUAAAUUCUUAUCACUUAUUGGGAUAAGAUAUUAUUUUGUUUGGUUUUAAUUAUUUUCAAAAAUAAAACCUUAUCCCAUAUGUGCUUUUAUUUGUUUUAGCCUUGGUUUGCAUGAUUAAAAUUUCUUAAAAUUCAUGCAUUUUAGAAAAUAAUCCCCAAAAAUCCCUGAAAAAUAAAGUUUUUUAAACUUG